AUGACGACUUCUGCAGAGAAAGAAUUAAAACCUGUGACGGUAGAGAAACCAAUUCCUGUCGCCUAUGACCUGGGCAACAUGGCGGUUUUCGACCCAAACCCUUUGGAACAUACAAAGCUGACUGAUUCUAGCGAGGUCAACACGUAUUUGAAAGAUGUGACUCGUGACAAUGUGCAGCUUUUACUUAACCAGAUCCUGUCUCUUCCAUUGAAGACGACCACUGAUUCCUCCAGCGGUCAGAACGCAACCAUGACGCUAAUCAACUUGCCAAACCCCUCGACUCCAUUGCCGAGAGAAAAGGCUAUUCCUAAGGCCAAAGAGCCCACCAGAUGGGAAUUGUUUGCUGCCAAAAAGGGAAUCAAAGCUAAGGGUAAGGAUGGAAAGAUGGUGUACGACGAAGAUGCCGGCGAAUGGGCUCCUAAAUGGGGUUACGGUGGAAAGAACAAGAAGGUGGAUGAUCAAUGGCUUGUGGAGGUUGAGGAUGAGGUCAAAGAUACUAGUAAAGAGCUGAUAGAUCCUAGAUCCCUCAGGAGAGACGAAAGGAAAAAGCUGAUCAAGAAGAAUGAAUUGCAGCAUAAGAGAAACCUUCAAGGAAGGAAAUAA
Messenger RNA from Kuraishia capsulata CBS 1993, 603 nucleotides. RefSeq lists its product as uncharacterized. The record is from RefSeq and is a predicted model, not a curated record. The coding region runs from base 1 to 603 and encodes 200 amino acids. Gene Ontology annotation, cellular component: preribosome, large subunit precursor; nucleolus; nucleus. Lineage: Eukaryota; Fungi; Ascomycota; Pichiomycetes; Pichiales; Pichiaceae. The transcript has 2 exons. Gene Ontology annotation, molecular function: protein binding. Gene Ontology annotation, biological process: ribosome biogenesis; ribosomal large subunit export from nucleus; endonucleolytic cleavage in ITS1 to separate SSU-rRNA from 5.8S rRNA and LSU-rRNA from tricistronic rRNA transcript (SSU-rRNA, 5.8S rRNA, LSU-rRNA).